CCUCUCACACACACUGCACCAUGAGCGGUACCCAGGGCUAUAUAUACCCCCAGGUGUUUCUAGUGGACCGCAGUGGAGGUCCACAGCCGUCGGUCCAACCUCCAGGCCUGGUACCUUGCUGGUCCUUCCCUCCUGCCCAGGAGAGGGUAAGGGAGCAGGGCAGGGCCAGGGGCUGCAGGGGGGUUGGCUCCUGGAGCCUGGUUGUGGCUUUGCUGUUUCUGCUGCUGCUGGUGUUUGGGGCUCUGGGGCUGGGAGCCUACCAGAUACACAGGCUACAGACUCAACUGGAUGGGAUACAACAGGUUAACAUUGAGAGCCAAGGUUGUGCGCCUGAGAAGCUAGUGGGUGACCUUCCAGAGUCUGAUCCAGACACAGGGAAGAAGGCCAGCAGACCUGCAGCACACGUCAUAGGCCGUAUCGAGAAGGAUGUUUCCCAGAAUACCUUGCGUUGGGAGCCCAAGGCAGGGCGGGCCUUCACAGAGGGAGGCGUGGUCUAUCGGGAUGGUGGUCUGCAGGUCAACGAGACUGGGCUCUACCACAUCUACUCCCGGGUGCAGUUUGAGGCCAAUCACUGCACCCCUACAGAUGCCUUGGUUCACUCUGUGUUUGUGAGGAGGCCCUGGAGCUCCAAGCCUCUCACCUUGAUAGAGUCGCACAGGGAGGGCUACUGCAGCUCAGGCUCUAAUGGGCGUGUCUGGACCUCUGGGAGUUACCUGGGCUCCACAUUGCAGCUGGAGAAGCAGGACUGGGUCUAUGUGAACGUCUCCCACCCAGCCAUGCUCAGCCACACUCAUCAUGCCAACUUCUUUGGACUCCACAAGAUCUAGCAAAAAGGAUGAAAUCUGGAGUUGGUUUCAACUGAUAUUUCACUCAGAGAACCUAAACACUAAAAUGCUGGAGAAAAAAGUCGUAUUUAUUAUGAUAAAGAUCUGACACUGAUUCCAGCUGCAGGUCUGAAUGUAUGUUCAUUAGAACACAAAAAUGUCCAUGUUUGGGAUUUUAUAUACGUCAACAGGGAUCCAAUUUUUUAUAUUCUAAUAAAGGUAUUACAUUUUUUUUUUUUUAUUCAGACAGAUCUUUGUCAGAUGUGAUUGUAUAACAGGAGGAUGAUUCGUGUUCUUUUAUUGUGUUUUUGGUUUGUGUUUUUUGCUAUGUCCCUUACAUUUUGUUCUCUCAAUCUGUCACUCCAUCGCUUCAUUAACAUUUUUUUUUUAAUGUAACCUUUAUUUAACUAGGCAAGUCAGUUAAGAACAAAUUCUUAUUACAAUGACAGCCUAAAUAUUUCAUCACAGUUUGCAGACCUCCAAGUUUAUGGUUGAGCCGGUGUGGACAUGAAACUACGGUUAGGGUGGGGUUGAGAUAUGAAAAGGGCUGACUGAUUUACAGUGAUUAUACAGAACUGUGGGGAAUUGUGUUUCUAUCGCUGAGCACCUUGGAGUCUGGCCCUGAAUGACAUGAAAUGAAAUGCUUACUUUACACUAAAGUCAUUUUACCCACAAACGCAAGCAGACUUUCCCUUGUAAUUGUCAGGUUGUGCGCUACUGGUGUAGAAGUCAGGUGCAGGAGAGCAGAGAGUUGUGAUCAGGCGCACACUUUAUUUGGCAGAAGCAAACAACAGACGGACGUAACUGCGUCAAACAAACCUCCAGCCAGAGGCAAAAGUGAAAAGCGCAACAAAGUCACCAAGAUGCAAAAUGUUUAACAAUUAAACAUACUACGGGUUGAACAUGGUACCUGGAGAAAAAACAGCCUGGCGCGUCAUACAAAACACGUAACAAAAACAAUUCCACACAAAGACAUGGGGGGAACAGAGGGAA
This is a messenger RNA of Salvelinus sp. IW2-2015, 1817 nucleotides long. It is a transcript of the gene faslg, whose product is annotated as Fas ligand (TNF superfamily, member 6). Gene Ontology annotation, molecular function: tumor necrosis factor receptor binding. Gene Ontology annotation, cellular component: membrane. The record is from RefSeq and is a predicted model, not a curated record. NCBI's taxonomy places the organism in Eukaryota, Metazoa, Chordata, Actinopteri, Salmoniformes, Salmonidae. Gene Ontology annotation, biological process: immune response; extrinsic apoptotic signaling pathway via death domain receptors; positive regulation of canonical NF-kappaB signal transduction.